Molecule: messenger RNA, 4053 nt
Organism: Lates calcarifer (barramundi perch)
Lineage: Eukaryota; Metazoa; Chordata; Actinopteri; Centropomidae
Product: zinc finger protein 135
Exons: 3
Coding region: 327-1793 (488 amino acids)
Source: RefSeq, a predicted model, not a curated record
ACUUUACGACACUUUGUGACAUUUUCAGACACAGUUUGCGGCCGUCCAACCUGAUUGGAUGCACCGAGCAGGCUGCGCAGGAGCUCAGCCAAUCACAGAUCAGAGAGGGUCCGCGCGGUCCACCGCCUGACGCCUCUCUGCCGCUGCGUCUCAUCCACUCUGCCCGGCGACCUGCCGCUCCCUGUCGCUCCGUUCCGCAGCAGCGGUUGUUAGCCGUCAGGCUGCCGCUGCUCUCCGGUUGGGAUGUGACAGAGGUGCGGCAGAGAACCGACCCAGACCUGAUCCAGAACGAACCGGGAGAAGCGGGACCGUUCCGGUUUGAAUCGAUGGAGGACUCGGAGGCGGAACUGGCAGUGUCGGAGUCGGAUGCCCUUGGCGCUGACUUCAUCACGGUGGAGUUGGACACACAGCCCAUUGAGUACGUGGUGAAGUGGGCAGAGGUCGGCUCCAAGUUCACCAUCUCCUGUGUGAAGAAGGACUCAGACGACCCAUCGGACCUGACGGCUGACCAGCUGAAGAUCGAGACAGACGAGGCCUUCUUUGCCCCGUACGAGGAGGUGUACCCCUGCGAGGUGACGGAGCAGAGCGUGGAGAUAAAGACAGACUCUGACGAGGAGGAGGAGGAUGCCGAGGAGGAGCAGGAGGUGCUGGUAGAGGCAGGGAGCAGCCGGUUGGACGGUGAUGCCGACUCGGACCAGGCUGACUUCGAGCCGGACGAGCGGCAGUACCGCUGCAGCUACUGCGGGAAGUGCUACAGCCACGCCUCCAGUCUGUACCGCCACCAGCAGACCCACACUGGGAAGACCGGGGCGCCGCCGCCCGCCAAACGGGCACUGGAGCCAACGCAUCAGGAUGCACGCUACACCUGCCCCCACUGCGGGAUGAGCUUCAAAGGCAGCAGGAUGCUGGGCAGUCACCUGCGGCUCCACGGUAAGCGGCGGAUCCACCCCUGCAACAUCUGCGGGAAGGAGUUCAACCACAGCUCGAGUCUGUCGCGCCACCGCCUCAUCCACAAGAAAGGAAAAGGAAUCCCGAAGGAUGCUGCACUCGGCCCCAACGUGGCCGCCCUGCGCCACUCGCUGAAGGCUGGUGCCAAGAACAAGAAGACCAAGAGGCAGCAGCAGCAGCAGCACCACACAGCGGCCACCAUGAUCCAGAGUCAGGGCGGUGACAAGUUCUACGCCUGCCCGCAGUGCGACAUGAGCUUCAGGACGUCCACGCAGCUGUCAAAGCACCAGGUAACCCACGUCAAGGAGCUGCUCGACAACUACACGCCCGGCAAGGAGAACCUGGGCGAGACCUCGUCCGACCUCAAGAUCCGCCUCAAGCUCUGCUCCCGUGAUAAGCCCAACUUCUACACCCUGUGUAAAAAGAACCGCCGCCGCCGGGGGGGGCGGGCUGGGAAACGGGGCUCCGCCGCUUCCGAGGAUGAAGAGGGGGGAGGAGGGGGAGGAGGAGUCGGCCGCCAUGGCUGCGGCCAGUGCGGGAAGCAGUUCAGCCACGCCUCCAGCCUGGCGCGGCACCAGCAGACCCACAGGGCAGCCGACGGCAGCGGGCGGGGGAAGCUGCAGCAGCACCAGAAGCAGCUUCACACCAAAACCGGAAUCCCCGCCGCCAAGACCAAGACCUACACCUGCGCGGCCUGCAACAAGACCUUCAUGCACUCAUCCAGCUUCUCCCGCCACAAGAAGGCACACAUGGAGGAGGAGCAGCGGGCCCGUGCUGCUGCCGCCAAGCGCCGGAAGAGAGCCGUGUUGGACGAGACCGCCCCAUUGGAGUCCGACUCCGAGUGACAUCACCCGGCUCUGGACUGGGUUUGGACCAGUUCGGGACCUGUUCUGAGUUGGUUCUGAAUCAGCGUUGACUGGUUCUGGACUGGUUUGGGACCAGUUCUGGAAAAGUUCUAAUUUGGAAAAGUUCUGGACCAGUUCUCCACCAGUUCUGGACCAGUUGGGGACAGAUCCAGGUUUUGGGACUGGAACUGGUUGAUUCUUCUCUGGUGUAGAUAGCAGCAGGACAUCCAUAUAUGGUCAGAACUGACCGUUAGCUAACUGCUCUUCAGGAUGGGAUUAGAUUUAAAGUGUUACACCCCCACCUGUUCGUACGCUGUUCGUUUUCACUCUGCCCCACACUCCAUGUCCCAUCAGCCACCUGGGGAGAGAGCAGGGAGUCAGCUGCUCGUCUGUCUGUUUCAGGCCACGCCCACCUGCCGCCAUAUUUCCCAUCAGCCCCAGGACCUCUGUCAACACCCAGAGCAUCAUGGGAAAGUUAGAUUAACAAUGAAGCCUGUAAAUUUGGUUUAUAUCUGAUGUCUGUGAUCCAUAAUCAGACAGCAGCAGGUCAGAGUUUAUGGAAGUUUAUGAACGACAAAGUUUUUUUAUUUUCUGAGAUAAAUCAGGAUUUUUAUUCUCAGAGUUUUUAUCUAAAUUCAGAAAUUUAUUUAUGGGGGGGCAGGUUAUUUCACUUUAAAAUCAGAAUCUGAAAUUAUUCUUUAAUUUAAUUCUCAGAUAUUUUUUCUGUUGAUCUUGUUUCAACAGAAAUGAAUUUCUCUGAAUAAAAUCGUCAGAUUGUUUUUUGUCGUUAAACUUCUGUACGUCUGACGUCAGCAGUGACUCCUUUGCUCAUUUUUGUUUUCUUUCUCCUCGUUUUUUCCUCUCAGGUGUCACCACCUGCUUCCUCCCUGAGUGAUUCUGAUUGGCUGAAGUUCUCAUUGGCUCUUUGUUCUGAUUGGUUCCCUGUAUUUUGAUAUUUGACAUUUUUAAAAGGUUAAAAAGUGAAACUGGAGACGACGAGCCGAUCGGUCGGAGCUGACGUUCCUCCACAUUAACGUAUGCAUGAAGACUAUUACCUGCAGUUAGUCGGCCAUACUUGUAGUUUUUCAGCUGGGUGUGUUUUACGGCCGAUCGGCAGCGUUGGACGUUUCUGGUUUCAGCAGCAGAGUGUUGGUGGAGGUCGAAGGGGAAACUGCACUACUUAUUUAUGAAUUUGGAACAAUGUUGUAAUAUAUGAAUAUAAAUGGUAUUUAAAUGUGAUUCACAACAUUAUAAAAAAAAAAUUAUAAAAAAAAAAAACAAAACAAAAAAUAAAAAAUAAAAAGAAGAGAGGCCACGCCCGGCCUAGCUGCCCUCGUUACCGUAGCAUCACCGCCACCUUCAUCGUUUAACAUCAUCAUCAGCAGCAGCAACAGACAGGAAACGACAACAGCAGGUGUCCAGAUUUUCGAAAUUAAAGCAUCCAACGUGUCUGAGAAAAACACAAAGAAAAGACGAAGUUCGAGACUGAAAUUUAACUCAUCUCUAAUUUUGUUUUUUUACAAAGUUCAAACAAGGUUUGAUUCAGAGCUAACAGAAAUUUAAACAGUUUAUUAUUGAAAAUAUAAAUGAGGAGAUUCUGAAAAGUCAAUAAGAGAUGUGUCAGAUUUGGACUCAGAAAUUUGUUUGAACCUGCAGCUCAGACAGAGGUGUUCUGAUCAGACUCAGCUGUGUUUUAUCUGAAAAGUAAGAAUGAGGAGUUUCCUCAGAGCAGAUGUUUGGUGACUGACAGACCUGGACUCAGUCCAGUUUUUCCUGCCCGGCAGACUGACCAUCCCACACCUAAAUAAAAGCAUCACCUGUGGACAUCGACGGACCCUAAAGCCCCGCGCCCUCCCACCUGCCCCUUCUCUUUUAGUUUCCUGCUCGUAGAGCCGUGUGGUGGCAGCGGACUCUGUGAAUAACGUUUCCCUGUGUGAAUUGGAUUGGUGACGUAUUUAUCAGUUUGUGUCGGCAACAGGUCGUCAGAGUUGCGCCACAGAAAAAAAGAAAAAAAAAACUUCCUGUAGAAAUUAAACAAAUCGGAGUUUCCUCGUGUUGGGCCUUAAAGCUGCCGUUGUCCUCCUCCUGUCCACAGCAGAGUUUUGCAUUUAGUUCAUGUUGUGUUGGCUUGUUUUCGUUUGGUUGGUGGUUUCUCAGCUUCACCGCAGAUAGAAGGUCGUUCGUCAUUGUAUCGUGUUUGAAUAGAAUAAACCCAGUUGACAUGUUUUGUCUUGCGUUUUGUAAUAAACCUUUAAAAGAA